Molecule: messenger RNA, 1646 nt
Organism: Rhagoletis pomonella (apple maggot)
Lineage: Eukaryota; Metazoa; Arthropoda; Insecta; Diptera; Tephritidae
Product: solute carrier family 2, facilitated glucose transporter member 1-like
Exons: 7
Coding region: 32-1582 (516 amino acids)
Biological process (GO): monosaccharide transmembrane transport
Cellular component (GO): membrane
Molecular function (GO): hexose transmembrane transporter activity
Source: RefSeq, a predicted model, not a curated record
AUUCUUGAUUAUGUGAACAAAGUCAAACGAAAUGGAGGCGUCACAGUGUGAGGUACCGGAGAUCUACAAGAAGGCAUCGCAAGAGAGUUUGCCGGCCUUGAAGCAGCAUGAAGAACAAGAACUAGUCGACAAAAGUUUGCGCAAUGAAGGACGAUGGACGAAACAACUCGCCUUUGUUGCUUUUGGAUCGACAAUCGGUGCAGCUGUGCCGAGUGGUUACUUUGUUGGUGUAAUGAAUAGUCCUGCUGAGUUUAUGCGAAGUUGGUGUAAUCAAACGCUGAUAGAACGUUAUGACUGGCACCUGACUGAGACGGGCAUCAAUAUUUUGUGGUCGACGAUUGUUUCAAUUUUUCUCGUGGGCGGCGCGAUAGGAUCGCUAACGGGAGCCAAAGUGGCUAACAGAUUUGGAAGACGAAGCAGUUUCCUUUCAUGUGGUGGUCUGUUUAUCAUAGGAGCUGUACUCCUCUACACCUGCCGCAUGUUGCACUCUGUGGAGGCUCUUAUCCUUGCCCGUUUUCUGGUUGGUUUGGCAGCAGGUUUAGUCGUUGCUUGCCUACCCAUGUAUCUUGCCGAAGUGGCGCCACUUUCCAUGCGAGGUGUAUUGGGCGUCUUUUGUCCAAUGGGACUAACAGCUGGUGUUGUAGUAGCACAAAUUUUAAGUUUACGUAGCGUUUUCGGCAACGCUGAACAAUGGCAUUUGGCAAUGAGCCUCUAUGUUGUGCUGGUCUUGAUUUGCUAUGCACCAAUGGCUUACUAUCCCGAGAGUCCGAAAUGGUUAUACGUUAUUAAAGGGGAUGAGAAAGGCGCGCGGAGGCAAUUGAAAGCAUUACGCGGAGAUGUUAGCGAAGCUUCUAUAAAUAGGGAAAUGGCUGAAAUGGAAGUCGAAGCGAAUGUAAAAGACCAAGUUAGCGGAUAUGGCCCUGUCCUGGCUGACCCUAAGCUACGACUGCCAUUGAUCAUCGUUUGUGCCUACCAGGGUGGACAGCAGUUGUCGGGUAUUAACGCAAUUUUCUACUAUUCAGUAUCGAUUUUCCUCCGAGCUGGCCUAACCGCAUCUGCUGCUGAGUUGACCAAUUUGGGCGCCGGUUCUCUCAACUUGGUUGUGUCUUUAAUGGGCCCAUAUCUAAUGGGUCGCUUCAAUCGUCGUCCACUCAUGCUCUUCUCAACAUUCUGUUGUUGUAUUGCGCUAAUGGCAUUUUCACUUUUUCUGUACUUUAUCGACUACGUGCCUUGGUUUGCCAAUGGCUGCAUUAUUUGCAUCUUUCUUUACAUUUUCUUUUUCCAGUUUGGUUUGGCUCCCAUACCAUUUUUUAUUGGAUCCGAACUAUUUGAAGUGGCACCUCGACCAGUGGCCAUGUCACUUGGUAGCGUUUCUUCUUGGGUGUGUAAUUUCUCUGUGGGUAUGCUCUUUCCCAUUCUACAGGAUGCAUGGGGCUCACUCGUAUUCAUACCGUUUUCUGUUGUCUGUGCGGCGCUGUUUAUCCUAACUAAACGCUAUCUACCGGAAACAAAAGGACGUGACCCCUCACAAGUGGUGCAAUUGGUGGCGAAGGGUUUUAAAUCGAAUAUACGCGAAACCUAGUAGUUUAAGUGAACUUCUUACUUAAGUUAUAAGCUUAUAAUAUAAGCCUUAUAUGAUUAAAUUA